AUUACAAAAUCAGUUUUGAAAAUUGAGUAAGCAAACACACCUCUCCCAAUUCUCUCGUUCGUAAAUGGCGCGAGGUUUAGCCCUGUGCUCCAAUGGAAGAAAUUCUUCGACUUUGCUCUCGAGCUCAAUCGCUAGGGCUUCACUUUCCUUUUCCCCUAAAACCCUUUUCGCUUCGUAUCCAAUUCAAUCUCGCCACCCCAAAAUUUCACGAUUGUUCUGUAAGCUCGCUUGUGUUCCCGAGACGGUGGAUGAAACCAAGUACUACAAGGAGCUUUUCAAUCGAAGAAUGGCCAUGGCAGGACUCAAACCUCACCACCGAAUUGCUUUGGGAGUUUCAGGUGGGCCUGAUAGUAUGGCGCUCUGUGUUCUGACUGCAAAAUGGAAAACUGAAGGGUUAAGUGGUGUUGACAAGACAGAUGGUUUCAUCGAUGGACUUGUUGCUGUAGUUGUGGAUCAUGGAUUACGACAAGAGAGCAAAGACGAGGCUGAAGUUGUCUGCUCCAGAGUUUCUGAAAUGGGAAUCAGAUGUGAGAUUGCUCAUUGUGAUUGGGUUAAUGGUAAACCAAAGCAAGGUCACUUGCAAGAAGCAGCUCGUGAAAUGAGGUAUCAAAUGAUUUCGAAUGUCUGCUUCAGCCAACAGAUUGGUGUCUUGCUUAUAGCUCAUCAUGCAGAUGACCAGGCUGAGUUAUUCAUUCUCAGGUUAUCUCGUGGUAGUGGCGUUCUUGGGCUUGCGGGUACAGCAUUUGCUUCUGAGAUUUUCUCCAGCAAUUUGGAGUUAGAUGCAAAACAUAUGAAGAACAAAUCUAUUCUCUUAGUGCGUCCGUUACUUGAUUUAUGGAAAGAAGACAUGUACAAGAUAUGUCAAUGGGGUAGACAAGAUUGGGUUGAAGAUCCGACUAAUCAUAGUCAGUUGUUUGUUCGGAAUAGGAUUCGAACAUCAAUAGGAAAUCUACAAUCAGGUACAUUUAAGUCAGAGCUGCAAGCAGUCAUUUCUGAGUGUCGGAGAACACGUUCGUUUGUCGAUAAAGUUUGUACAGACUUGAUAAACCGGACCGUUACAGUGACAGAUAAAGGAUAUGCUAUUCUUGAUCUAGAGAGACUAAACCCUACAGAAGUUAAAGACAUUUGUCUCUCAAAGUAUAUCACUGCAGUCCUGCAGUUUAUCUCUCAAAGGCAGAGAGCAAUCAGAGGAAGCACUUCAAAGUUGCUUAUGAGCUACCUCCGCAAAAUUCCGUGCAAGACAUCUCUUACAGCUGCUGGUUGCUACCUUACUCCAGCUCCUGGCUCGAAGGGUACCAAAAUUAUAGUCUCAUGUUUUGCUGACACUCCUUUACCACCCAAGACAGAGCUCUUGAACAUUUGCUUCAAUGAAGCUCAGAAAAAACAGACAUCUGAUGACCUCUGUCGAAUCACAUCACAUGCAAAACCUUUUUCAGAUCAUGUAGCCCCGAGCCAGUUUUUGGAUGUUGCAUCUGAAUCCGUGUUGAGUAAAGCCAAAGAGCUCAAUUUAUUAAGCGAAUCAACCUAUACAACCAUCGGGCUACUGCAAAGAGAUGAAACCAAUCGGUUCAUAACUAAAACAGAAGUUAAACCGAUGGAUGAAACAGAGCAUGGAACCAACAUUGCUGCACCUUCCUCUGAUGAUAAAGUACAUCUUUGUCCAGGGCAACAUCUCUAUUUCAUGAACCGGUUUCUUAUCAGAUGGAACUUGAGUGACCACGACCACCUAUGUAACGGAAACUGUCCAGUGAGUACAGCUACUACAUCAACGGAGGUUCGACAUAUGGUAGAAUCUGACUGGCUCUAUCUUUCCGAGCUUUCAAGAUCCUCGAACAGAGACCAUUCUACUUUAUCCUCACGGAAAGCUCUCAGGUACUUAAAGUCUAUCCCAGCCGCUGCAAGAAGAAGCCUUCCUGUCUUGGUCAAUCACUCUGGAUCACUACUCAGCGUUCCUGCUAUUGGCUUCACUUAUUGUUCAUGUAUUGAUGCAGCUACAGUGUUUCUACCAAGAGUACCACUUGGAGGAGGCCUUAGCUCAUUUCUGUAGUUUUAAAACAAAUUCUUGUGAAAACGGAAUAAUAUUUGAUUAAGAAUCUGUAUCCUAGGCAACAUUCGUUUGUAGAAAUGAAAAUCGCCAAUUACACU
Messenger RNA from Eutrema salsugineum, 2145 nucleotides. RefSeq lists its product as uncharacterized. The record is from RefSeq and is a predicted model, not a curated record. The transcript is spliced from 10 exons. Gene Ontology annotation, molecular function: ATP binding; ligase activity, forming carbon-nitrogen bonds. NCBI's taxonomy places the organism in Eukaryota, Viridiplantae, Streptophyta, Magnoliopsida, Brassicales, Brassicaceae. The coding region runs from base 65 to 2047 and encodes 660 amino acids. Gene Ontology annotation, biological process: tRNA processing.